Candida dubliniensis CD36 is the source of this 1551-nucleotide messenger RNA. RefSeq names its product RNA-processing protein (gene NOP5). Gene Ontology annotation, cellular component: box C/D methylation guide snoRNP complex; small-subunit processome. Gene Ontology annotation, molecular function: snoRNA binding. The transcript has a single exon. Bases 1 to 1551 code for a protein of 516 amino acids. The record is from RefSeq and is a predicted model, not a curated record. NCBI's taxonomy places the organism in Eukaryota, Fungi, Ascomycota, Pichiomycetes, Serinales, Debaryomycetaceae.
AUGGCUUACGUUUUAACAGAAACAGCAGCAGGAUACGCCUUAUUGAAGGCAGCUGAUAAAAAAAUUCACAAAUCUUCCUCUUUAGUUGAAGAUUUAAACACUGCCGAGAAAGUUGCUGAACAGUUCAAGAUUCAUCGUUUUGAAAAAUUUCAAUCAGCAGCAAACGCUUUGGAAGAAGCUAAUGCCAUUAUUGAAGGAAAAGUCUCAGAAAGUUUACAGAAAUUAUUAGAAGAUGCCAAAUCAGAUAAGAAGGCUACCUUAAUUGUGUCAGAAGCCAAAUUAGGUAAUGCCAUUAAUAAAUUGGGUUUGAACUUUCAAGUUGUGAGUGAUGCUGCUUCUUUGGAUUUGCAAAGGGCCAUCAAACAAUUUUUGCCAGACUUAUUACCUGGUUUAGACGAUUCAGCAUUAAAACAGAUGUCAUUGGGUUUAGCUCACUCAAUGGGCCGUCAUAAAUUAAAAUUCUCUGCCGACAAGGUAGAUACCAUGAUUAUUCAAGCUAUAGCCUUAUUGGACGAUUUAGAUAAAGAAUUAAAUACCUAUGCCAUGAGAUGUAAGGAAUGGUACGGUUGGCAUUUCCCAGAAUUGGCCAAAAUGAUUACUGAUUCUGUUGCAUAUGCUAGAAUUAUUUUGACCAUGGGUGUUAGAUCCAAUGCAUCUGAGACCGAUUUAUCUGAGAUUUUACCAGAAGAAGUUGAAGAACAAGUUAAAGCUGCUGCUGAAGUCUCUAUGGGGACUGAAAUUACUGAAGAUGAUUUGAAUAACAUAAAAGCAUUGGCCGAGCAAAUUGUUGAUUUCGCUGCUUAUAGAGAACAGUUGUCCAAUUACUUAUCCUCUCGUAUGAAAGCAAUUGCUCCAAACUUGACUGCUAUGGUUGGAGAAUUAGUUGGUGCUAGAUUGAUUGCUCACGCAGGUUCAUUGACAUCAUUAGCUAAAGCCCCAGCUUCAACUGUACAAAUUUUGGGUGCCGAAAAGGCUUUAUUCAGAGCUUUGAAAACCAAGCACGACACACCAAAGUAUGGUAUAAUUUAUCAUGCUUCUUUGGUUGGUCAAGCCAGUGGUAAAAAUAAAGGUAGAAUUGCAAGAACAUUGGCUGCUAAGGCUGCUGUGUCAUUGAGAUAUGAUUGCUUUGACGAAGAAAGAGAUGAAUCAGAUGAUUUUGGUUUAGAAAAUAGAGCCAAGGUUGAAAGUAGAUUGAGUCAAUUGGAAGGACGUGAUAUGAGAACCACCUCUAAAGUUGUCAGAGAGCAACCAAAAGUCGAGAUAACCGAAGCUCGUGCUUAUAAUGCCGAUGCUGAUUCAACUGCUGCUGCUGCUGCUGCUGUUGCUCCAACUGCUGAUUCAGACGACGAAGAAUCUGAGACUGAAGAAGUUGAAGAAAAGAAAUCUAAGAAAGAGAAAAAGAAGGAAAAGAAAGAAAAGAAAGAGAAAAAGAAGGAUAAGAAGAGAAAAAGAGAUGAUGAUAAAGAAGAAGGAUCUUCUAAGAAACUGAAAAAGGAUAAAAAGGAAAAGAAAGAGAAAAAGGAAAAGAAGAAAAAGAAGGAAAAGAAAUAA